Molecule: messenger RNA, 3373 nt
Organism: Peromyscus eremicus (cactus mouse)
Lineage: Eukaryota; Metazoa; Chordata; Mammalia; Rodentia; Cricetidae
Gene: Jakmip2
Product: janus kinase and microtubule interacting protein 2
Exons: 22
Coding region: 437-2899 (820 amino acids)
Molecular function (GO): microtubule binding; kinase binding
Source: RefSeq, a predicted model, not a curated record
AGGAGCCUGAGGAGGAGUCUGCUGCGAGUUCCUGGCUGAUUCUGAGCUCACACCAUCCUCCGAGAGGGAGGAGGCUCAAGUGAUGCCUCUGCUGCUGGUACUCUAGUGGAGCUGGAAAGGGUGGUUCCUAUCGCACCAUCGCCAACCAGAGAGGGAGGGGAAAAAAAAAAAAAUCCCAGCAGUGGCUGCUGAUGUUGGCUUCCGAGGCUGCAUCCGACGCGGUCACAAGGAAAAUGGAUUCAGUUUGCAUCCCUCCCUCCUUCCAGUAUCUUCUCCUGGUCUCAGCAUGGGCUUCUGGGGCAGCGGUUGAGAAGACCUUAGCAAGGAGCACCACACAGUAGUUGCUGAAACAUCUCACUCCAGGAAAUGAAACAGUAACAUGGCAGUACCUGUUUGAGAGGAUUAAAAUCCAUAAGACUCCAUUUAGCAAGGAACAAUGUCCAAGAAAGGGCGAAAUAAGGGCGAGAAGCCCGAGGCACUCAUCGUCGCCCUCCAAGCUGCCAACGAAGACCUCAGGACCAAGCUGACAGACAUUCAGAUAGAACUGCAUCAAGAGAAGUCCAAGGUAUCAAAGCUUGAAAGAGAGAAGACGCAAGAAGCAAAGAGGAUUCGUGAGUUGGAGCAGCGCAAACACACCGUCCUGGUGACGGAGCUCAAAGCCAAGCUCCAUGAGGAGAAGAUGAAGGAGCUGCAGGCCGUGAGGGAGAAUCUCAUCAAGCAGCAUGAGCAGGAAAUGUCAAGGACAGUGAAGGUGCGGGAUGGGGAGAUCCAGAGACUCAAGUCUGCUCUGUGCGCUCUCCGGGAUGGUAGCAGCGAUAAAGUAAGGACAGCACUCACCAUUGAGGCCCGGGAGGAGGCCCGGAAACAGUUCGAUGCAGAGCGCCUGAAGCUCUUGCAGGAAAUUACAGACCUGAAAACUGCCAAGAAGCAGGUGGAUGAGGCUCUGAGCAAUAUGAUCCAGGCGGAUAAAAUCAAGGCUGGGGACCUUAGGAGUGAGCACCAGUCCCACCAGGAAGCCAUCUCGAAGAUCAAGUGGGAGUCAGAACGGGACAUUCGGAGGCUGAUGGAUGAAAUCAAAGCCAAGGACAGGAUCAUCUUUUCCCUGGAAAAGGAACUGGAGACCCAGACAGGCUAUGUACAGAAACUCCAGCUGCAGAAGGAGGCUUUGGAUGAGCAGCUCUUCCUGGUCAAGGAGGCCGAGUGUAACAUGAGCAGCCCGAAGAGAGAGAUUCCAGGAAGGGCGGGAGAUGGCUCUGAACACUGCAGCAGCCCGGAUUUGCGAAGAAAUCAAAAAAGAAUAGCUGAACUGAAUGCUACUAUAAGAAAGCUAGAAGAUAGGAACACCUUGCUUGGAGAUGAGCGAAACGAGUUGUUAAAACGUGUGCGGGAAACCGAAAAACAAUGCAAACCUCUCCUGGAAAGGAACAAGUGCCUCGCCAAGAGAAACGAUGAACUGAUGGUGUCCUUGCAGCGCAUGGAGGAGAAACUAAAAGCCGUAACCAAGGAAAAUUCAGAAAUGAGAGAGAAAAUAACAUCUCACCCGCCCUUAAAGAAACUGAAGUCUCUGAAUGACCUUGACCAAGCUAAUGAAGAACAAGAGACGGAGUUUCUCAAACUGCAGGUCAUUGAGCAGCAGAACAUCAUUGACGAGCUCACAAGGGAUCGAGAAAAACUCAUCCGUAGGAGAAAGCACAGGAGAAGCUCGAAGCCAAUCAAGAGGCCUGUUUUGGAUCCAUUCAUUGGCUAUGAUGAGGACUCCAUGGAUUCAGAAACAUCAUCUAUGGCCUCCUUUAGAACGGACCGGACACCAGCUACUCCCGAUGAUGACUUAGAUGAAAGUCUAGCUGCUGAAGAAUCUGAGCUACGAUUUCGACAAUUAACAAAAGAAUAUCAAGCCCUCCAAAGAGCAUAUGCCCUCCUGCAGGAGCAGACUGGAGGCAUCAUAGAUGCUGAAAGAGAAGCCAAGGCACAAGAGCAGCUCCAAGCAGAGGUACAGAGAUACAAGGCCAAAAUCGAAGAUCUGGAGGCAACGCUAGCUCAGAAAGGGCAGGAUUCACACUGGGUAGAAGAUAAACAACUUUUCAUUAGGAGAAACCAGGAGCUUUUAGAAAAGAUAGAGAAACAGGAAGCAGAGAAUCACCGUCUACAGCAGGAGCUGCAAGAUGCCAGAGACCAGAACGAGCUGCUGGAGUUUCGCAACCUAGAACUAGAAGAGAGAGAGAGGAGAUCCCCUCCAUUUAAUCUACAAAUUCACCCUUUCUCAGAUGGUGUGAGUGCUCUGCAGAUCUACUGCAUGAAAGAAGGUGUCAAGGAUGUCAACAUCCCUGACCUCAUAAAGCAGCUUGAUAUCCUGGGUGAUAAUGGGAACUUAAGGAAUGAAGAACAGGUGGCCAUAAUUCAGGCCAGCACUGUGCUGUCCCUGGCAGAGAAGUGGAUCCAACAGAUUGAAGGAGCAGAGGCUGCCCUGCACCAGAAAAUGAUGGAACUGGAAAGUGACAUGGAACAAUUCUGCAAAAUCAAAGGCUACCUGGAGGAAGAACUGGACUACAGGAAACAAGCUCUUGACCAGGCAUAUAUGAGAAUCCAGGAACUAGAGGCUACCUUGUACAAUGCUCUGCAGCAAGAGACUGUGAUCAAGUUUGGUGAACUGUUAAGUGACAAACAGCAGGAGGAGCUGAGGACGGCUGUCGAAAAAUUACGGCGGCAAAUGCUGAGGAAGAGCAGGGAGUACGACUGUCAGAUCCUCCAGGAGAGGAUGGAACUCUUACAGCAAGCCCACCAGAGAAUCCGUGACCUAGAAGAUAAGACAGACAUCCAAAAGCGGCAGAUAAAGGACUUAGAAGAAAAGUUUCUGUUUCUAUUCUUGUUCUUCUCUCUUGCCUUCAUUCUAUGGCCUUGAUGUCAAGGUGCCUCUUAAAGAAAAAAUCAAGAACACAGAUCAUAACCCCAGAAGGCAAAUGCUUUUAAACCUUCAAAGAUGGCAAAAUUGUUUACACCGACAUAAGGGAAAUCAAAAGCUAAGAACUACCUACCUUGUAGCCAAGACUGUGCUUUAAAGCCGUUACUCAAGGUUUCUUACUUGACAGUUUAUAAUGACCCUGUUGAAAAAUCUACAUUAUAUGCUGCAUUUAAUGAAACGUGUGUAUGUCGAACCAGAAGAAGAGAACUAUAAACGUACAGUGUGUAAAGGAAAAAUUCAGCAAUGAAACCAGUUUCAGCAGAUCAAGAGAUGUGUCUUGGGCAUGGAACCAAAGUUACAAAGAAACAUUCAACUCCUGCUGUGCAGGGGGGGUCAUUUUAAUGUAACACCACACCCCAUGGAAAGACUAUUCCUGAAAAUAAACAUCAUUUUAAAAAAAAACAAAAGAAAAAA